Messenger RNA from Haliaeetus leucocephalus (bald eagle), 1108 nucleotides. RefSeq names its product MAD2 mitotic arrest deficient-like 2 (yeast) (gene MAD2L2). Gene Ontology annotation, cellular component: zeta DNA polymerase complex. NCBI's taxonomy places the organism in Eukaryota, Metazoa, Chordata, Aves, Accipitriformes, Accipitridae. The transcript is spliced from 8 exons. The record is from RefSeq and is a predicted model, not a curated record. Bases 10 to 645 code for a protein of 211 amino acids.
CUGGGAAAGAUGACCACUCUCACACGGCAGGACCUUAACUUUGGGCAAGUUGUUGCGGAUGUUCUUUCAGAAUUUCUGGAAGUGGCUGUUCACCUUAUCUUAUAUGUCAGAGAAGUUUACCCUAUUGGGAUCUUUCAGAAGAGGAAAAAAUACAAUGUACCUGUCCAGAUGUCCUGCCACCCAGAGCUGAAUCAGUACAUCCAGGACACACUGCACUGUGUAAAGCCACUGCUCGAGAAGAAUGAUGUGGAGAAAGUCGUAGUUGUAAUCCUGGAUAAAGAGCACCACCCUGUGGAGAGAUUUGUCUUUGAGAUCACCCAGCCACCUCUUCUUUCCAUUAGUUCAGAGUCCCUGCUGUCCCAUGUGGAGCAGUUACUGCGUGCCUUCAUCCUGAAGAUCAGCGUGUGUGAUGCUGUGCUUGACAAUAAUCCCCCAGGUUGUACCUUCACCGUUCUGGUUCACACACGGGAGGCUGCCACACGGAACAUGGAAAAGAUCCAGGUGAUAAAGGAUUUCCCAUGGAUUCUUGCUGAUGAACAAGAUGUGCACAUGCAUGAUCCCCGGCUCAUCCCCCUGAAAACUAUGACAUCUGAUAUCUUAAAGAUGCAGCUAUAUGUAGAAGAGCGAGCCCACAAAGGCACCUGAUUUCAAAUCUUCCUUGCUUUCAAACCUCAUCUGAUCUUCCAGUGGAAUAAGGUGUCUCACAAACCAUACCUUGAUAACCGUCUCUUCAGCUGGCCUUCUGGGUGAAUGUAGAGCAGCUGCUGCCUCUUUAUUUCAAGUGCUCUUACCACUGUAUAUAAAACUGACUUGGAAUGUGGAGCCAGAGCCUGUUCCCAUGUACACUCAUGUGUGAGAGUGAGUAUAGGUUUUGUUACAGCGAAUCCCUGGGGGCAGGAUAUAGGCAACUGCAGUAUGCAGCCAGUGCUUUGUACCAAUCCAGUUCUCACCUUAAUAGGGCAUCGCCAUUGCUCAUGGGUAGUGAUACACAGCAAUCUGUUACAUGCUCCGCUAGAGCGAUGGACUCAUACUAAGGGUGAGUGAGGCCUUAUGUAGUGUCUGUCCACUGUGACUGUCCCAAGUAGUCUUCAAUAAAUAUUAAGUUUUA